Messenger RNA from Trichoderma gamsii, 771 nucleotides. RefSeq lists its product as hypothetical. Bases 1 to 771 code for a protein of 256 amino acids. The transcript has a single exon. The record is from RefSeq and is a predicted model, not a curated record. Gene Ontology annotation, cellular component: clathrin vesicle coat; membrane. NCBI's taxonomy places the organism in Eukaryota, Fungi, Ascomycota, Sordariomycetes, Hypocreales, Hypocreaceae. Gene Ontology annotation, biological process: endocytosis.
AUGGAGGCGCUCGACCCAACCACCGGCCAGCCCCUCCCCGGCGACGCCAUCCAGCGCAUCCUCUUCGUCGCCAACACCGUCCACGUCUACAACAUCCCGCCUCUGACGUCCAUGCGCGGCCACGCAGCCGCCUCCUGGACCGAAGACCCCGCCCGUCACAUCUUCACCGCGCGGCUGCGCGUCGUCGAAACGUCCUUUGACAACGCCGACGCCGCGUCCAGCGUCAAGAUCGACCUCGUCCUCGAAGACCCGUCCACCGGCCAGCUCUUCGCCGCCUCGCCGUACAACGACCGGAGCGCCGUCGAGCCCGUCAUCGACAGCAGCCGCUUCUUCGCCGUCACAGUCAAGGAUCCGCAGGGACGGAAAGCAGUGCUGGGCAUUGGCUUCGAGGAGCGCUCCGACGCUUUCGACCUGGCCGUGUCGCUGCAAGAGGCGAGGCGGAGCCUGGGGUGGGAGGCGGAGCAGAGCCACGGCGCAACAGAGGCAAAGGCCAAGACGGAGACAAAGGACUACAGCUUGAAAGAGGGCGAAACCAUUACAGUAAACCUCGGCGGCACAAAGUUUGGCAGAAGGCGGCCUCAGCCAGCAGAGGAAUCUACCUCCUCCAGCUCAGCGGAUCUGCAGUCGUUUGCUCUUCCUCCUCCACCAGCUGCGGCAGCGGGAGCUUCGUUUUCUCUGCCGCCACCGCCGAAAACCUCAGAUGUCAAAGAAAAGAGAAAGUCGCUAAAGAAUUUGGGAUUUGACGACGGGCAAUUUGGAGAGUUUGCGUAG